AUGGAGACUGAUUUUAUAGGCAGUACACUCACAAAUAUUAUCAUUGUUGUGGAAAGAAUCUUCAAGAACCUAAAUGCUAGACAGCUGAAUACAUGUUCAAGGGUUUGUAAAGUAUGGCGAGAUCAGGCCAAACGAGAAAAGGAACGGCGCCAGUAUUUGAGAUGGAAUUGUUUUUUACAUGACAAUACCUCAGCAGUUAAUGGCAUUGACAGAUCCUGGUGGGACAACGUUACUUCUUACAUUUUG
Molecule: messenger RNA, 246 nt
Organism: Candidula unifasciata
Lineage: Eukaryota; Metazoa; Mollusca; Gastropoda; Stylommatophora; Geomitridae
Source: the annotation of a GenBank genome assembly